UCAUUGUUCCUCUCUGCCCGUAAGCUCCUCUACCGUACCGUACCUCGUGUAUCUUUCUCUCCUCUCUCUCUCUAAAUUCAUACUCGUACACUUUUUUUUCCUGUUUCUUUCACUCUCUCUCGCGUUUGUUAAUAUCAGUUCUCUUCUUGUUUUGUUGUAUAAAUUUUUGUCGACGAGCCGCGCGACUAGCAGCGAUUUUUCAGUGAUUCUACCCAGCUAAUACACGUAUUUACAGUCAGUUCACGAAGCAUCCCAGUGAAGCGCUAUAUAGUUUAAACAAAAAAAAAAACAGCUUCAAACGACGCCAUCUCCUAGAUCAAGUUGUUUAUCGAUAUCGGAUCAACGGAGCAAGGAUCACACAGUGCAUCCAACUCUUGUUUACUACAACUGCUACCACUUGCAACCGAUACUUGCCGAUCUUAUACGCGCACCUCGGUCGACACCUCGUGUUCUCCCCGCAACGCACAUACAUCAUCGCCGAGAUCAAGUGUUAAAGUUUAUUACAAAUAAUACAUAAAUCCAAGAUCAGCAUCAGUGUUUAGCAGCCAAGUUUGAGUUCGUCGAGUCGUCGAGACACACAUCGACGUUACGAUAUACAUACAUCACAUAAUCUCUGGUAGUAGUGUGCGUCCGUCACUCAGCCUCUGUCCGUCUGUCUGUGUGUAAUAUAGUGCGUGCGCGACGACGCGAGUAACAGGUGGGGAUCGCUACUACUACUACUGCUGCUGUGUUGACUGUCGUCGUCGUCGAGCAGCUCUCUCGGCUGCUCCUUCCUCGGUUCUCGCAGCGCCUCACACUACUCUCGUUGGCAGCACCACACGUACUUCCCCAAUCCGUGUCCGUGUGUGUGUAUAUAUCGAUACAUAUAAUGUAUCAGCGGUGAGCCCCGACGUUUGUUGCUAUAUCGUCGCUGCUGCUGCACGCCGCUGCCGCCGCUGCUGUGCCUCGCAGCUACAACGACUCUCAGACUGUUUUUCGGUGUCGAGCGCGGAGCAAUCGUGCGUAGGUGUUCGGAGAUAGACUUGGAGAAAAGUGCGCGACAAGAUCGGACUCUGACAGCAGACAAUCGAUCGAGCGACGAGAGGAUCGUCGUCGCUUUGGAUUAUAGUUGAAAGCUCUUUUUCUCUGUGAUUCGAUCGGCUUAACGCGGCUCCGGACGCGAGCUUCUUCAACGCGGUACAUCGUCGCAUCGUCGAGAAGAUCCUCGCGCACGUCCGCAUAAAAGAAGGAGAAGAUUAUUUUAUAUAUAUUUAUACACGCGUUUUUGUGACAACGACAACCACGGCAAAAACAGCGGUGUAAACAACCAAAACUCGUCGUGGCGAUGAACGGAGAAAAGGACUUUGUGAAGAUGGUGAAGGCGAAGAUCAAGAAGCCCAACGUGACGCCCGCGCCGCCCAACUCCCUCAACAACUCCUUCAACGCGGAGGCCGCCGCCGCUGCCGCAGCCACCGCCCAAGAGGGCCCGGCGCCCAGGCCCAAAAGAUGGUUCGGUAUACGCCACCUGAUCUGCAUCAUGCUGUUCUCGGGCAUGGCCAACGCCUACAUCAUGCGCACGAACAUGUCCGUGGCCAUAGUCGCCAUGGUCAAUCACACGGCCAUCGAGCUGAUGGACCAGGAGUCGAGCCACGAGGAGCCGAUCAACGAGUGCCCCUACAACGAGCCCGACAACGUCACCCAGGUGGCGCGCGACGGCCCAUACGAGUGGAGCUUCACCUAUCAGGGCUACCUGCUCUCAGCCUUCUUCUACGGCUACGUGCUCACCCAGAUACCGUUCGGCAUACUGGCCAAGCGGUACGGCGCCAAGACCUAUCUGGCCUACGGCAUGCUCAUCAAUUCGGUCUUCGGACUGCUGGUGCCGGUCUCAGCCGACGUCGGCUACUGGGCCCUCAUCGUCGUGCGCUUCAUUCAAGGUUUAGGAGAGGGACCGAUCGUUCCUUGUACGCAUGCCAUGUUAGCCAAAUGGGCUCCCCCGGACGAGAGAAGCGUUCUGGGCGCUAUCGUUUACGCCGGAGCUCAGUUCGGUACGGUCAUAUCGAUGCCGCUAAGCGGCCUCCUGUCCGAGCAUGGCUUUGCUGGUGGCUGGCCAUCAAUCUUCUAUGUUUUUGGUACAAUCGGAACAAUAUGGUGUUUUGCUUUUCUACUCCUUGUCCACGAAGAUCCAGAAGUUCAUCCUACCAUUCCCGAGGAGGAAAAGAAAUAUAUCAUGAGUUCGCUUUACGGAACACAUGGCACCCAGUCUCCACCAGUACCAUGGAGAGAAAUCUUUACGUCGAUGCCAUUCUGGUCUAUCAUGGUGGCUCACAUGGGCCACAAUUACGGUUACGAAACGCUCAUGACAGAAUUGCCUACGUACAUGAAGCAGGUUUUGAAAUUUGACAUCAAACACAACGGCGCCAUAUCGGCCUUGCCCUAUCUGGCCAUGUGGAUCUUCUCCGUACUGAUAGCCUACGUCGCCGACUGGAUGAUCCAGCGGAAGAUCUUCGGCAUCACGGCCACCCGCAAAAUCGUCAACAGCAUCGGCCAGUUCGGGCCGGCGGUCUGUCUCACGGCGGCCUCCUACACCGGCUGCAAUCCCACCCUGACCAUCGUGCUGCUGACCCUCGGGGUGGGCCUGAACGGCGGCAUCUACUCCGGCUUCAAGGUCAAUCACCUGGACAUCUCGCCGCGCUACGCCGGCGUACUCAUGUCCUUCACCAAUUGCACGGCCAACAUGGCCGGUCUGCUGGCCCCGAUCACCGCCGGCUACCUCAUCUCCGGAACUCCUUCUCAAGCCAAGUGGAGAUCGGUGUUCCUGGUCUCGGCGUGCAUUUACGUUAUAUGCGGAACGUUCUACAUCUGCUUCGGCUCGGGUGUCCGCCAGCCCUGGGACGAUCCGGAGAACGACGCCAACGUCAUGGACAGAAUCAAGAAGCAAGAGGAGCAACAGGAGCGCGAGGAUCUGGCCAAAAAGGUCCAGAAAACGGAGAAGAAGAGGAUUCGCCAAGAGGCGAAGGAGGCCAAGAUCGCUCGCAACGAGGCGAGGAAAGAGAGGAGGCAGUCGGCGUCGAAGGUCAUCCCGGUAACAAUAGAAUCGCUGGAGAUAUCGGACACGUCGCCCAAAAUGAUGACCACAUCUUUCCAUGUGAUCGACGAGACUCGACCAUCGUCAUGAAAGGAGACACGACGUCAAGGGCCCCGGCAACGCCCUUGAACGCCCGUGUCUCCUUUUAAUUGUAAAAAAUAUAUAUAUAUAAUAUACAUUAUAUAUUGAUAUCAUUAUCAUCAUUAUAAUUUUAAGUAAA
This is a messenger RNA of Trichogramma pretiosum, 3284 nucleotides long. RefSeq names its product putative inorganic phosphate cotransporter (gene Picot). Bases 1325 to 3154 code for a protein of 609 amino acids. Gene Ontology annotation, molecular function: transmembrane transporter activity. The transcript has 6 exons. NCBI's taxonomy places the organism in Eukaryota, Metazoa, Arthropoda, Insecta, Hymenoptera, Trichogrammatidae. The record is from RefSeq and is a predicted model, not a curated record. Gene Ontology annotation, biological process: transmembrane transport; monoatomic anion transport.